Molecule: messenger RNA, 1572 nt
Organism: Candida tropicalis MYA-3404
Lineage: Eukaryota; Fungi; Ascomycota; Pichiomycetes; Serinales; Debaryomycetaceae
Product: allantoate permease family MFS transporter
Exons: 1
Coding region: 1-1572 (523 amino acids)
Biological process (GO): dipeptide transport; tripeptide transport; transmembrane transport
Cellular component (GO): plasma membrane
Molecular function (GO): dipeptide transmembrane transporter activity; allantoate transmembrane transporter activity
Source: RefSeq, a predicted model, not a curated record
AUGACUGCCAAGAAAGACAGCGAUGCCCUGUCAUCGAAUUCACAACCAGAAUACUAUGUUGAAGAAGACAAAGAAAAACAAACAAGAGUUGUUACAUCCAUAGUAUCAUUAUCAGGAAAACCAAUAGAAAUAUCUGAAAAUGUGGACGAUGCUAUGAAACUUGUUCGUGAUCAUCAAGAUGAAGAAAUUGAAUUGGAUGAAAUCACCUCUAAAAAAUUAUUACGCAAAAUUGAUUUAUGUUUAUUACCAGUAAUGUGUUUAUUGUAUUGUUUCCAAUUUAUGGAUAAAUUAUCAACCAGUUAUGCUUCUAUCUUGGGAUUAAGAAAAGAAUUAAAUAUGGUUGGUGAUAUGUAUAGUUGGACAGCUACUGCUUUUUAUUUGGGAUAUUUGGUAUUUGAAUUCCCAGCAUCAGCUUUAUUACAAAGAUUUCCUGUUGCCAAAACUGUUAGUGUUUUUAUCAUCUUAUGGGGAAUGAUCUUGGCAUUACAUUCUGUUCCUGAAUAUUCUGGUUUUGUUGCUUUGAGAACUAUAUUAGGGGCUUUGGAAAGUAGUGUUACACCUGCUUUCACUAUUAUAACUUCUCAAUGGUACAAGAAAGAAGAACAAUUUUUAAGAACAUCUUGUUGGUUUGCUAGUAAUGGAAUUGGUACUAUUAUUGGUCUGGCAAUUGCUUAUGGUUUAUAUCAGCAUGACAAUUAUUCCUUACCUGCUUGGAAAUUGGUUUUUGUUGUUACUGGUGUAUUGACUAUAUUCAUUGGAUUUAUUGUAUUUUUCCAUAUCCCAGAUACUCCAGCAGGAGCAUGGUUUCUUACUGAUCGUGAAAAAGUUUUAGUAGUGGAAAGAAUUAGAUCAAAUCAACAAGGUUUUGGAAAUCGUCAUUUUAAAAAAUCACAAUUCAUUGAAGCAUUAAAAGAUCAUAGAACUUGGUUAUUUGUUUUAUUUGGAUUGUCAAAUAAUAUCCCAAAUGGUGGUUUAACCAGUUUCAGUACCAUUUUAUUGAAUGAAGAUUUUGGAUAUUCUCCAUCAGAAUCAUUAUUAAUGCAAAUGCCUCAAGGUGCAGUUGAAAUUUGUGGUUGUGUUCUUUUGGCAUGGUUAACUAAAUAUUUCCCAUCUCGUUUAGGAAUGGCUACAUUUGCAAGUAUACUUACUGUAAUUGGUUAUUGUCUUUUGGUUUUUCCUUCUCAAAAAGCUGCAAGAUUAACUGGAUUUUAUUUAUAUUUAUUUUCUCCAGUAGGGUUUAUUUGUGUUUUGUCUUGUAUCGCAUCAAAUGUUGCUGGUCACACUAAGAAAAUAACUACUAAUGCUAUUCUUUUAAUUUCCUAUUGUGUUGGUAAUUUAAUUGGACCUCAAACUUUUAUUAGUAACCAAGCACCUAAGUACCAAGGAGCAAAAAUUGCUAUUGUUGUUUGUGGGUUCAUUAAUGUGGGUACUUUGAUAGCUAUUCUCUUAUCAUAUGUAUGGGAAAAUCGUAGACGAAACUCCCAACCUCAAGUGGACAUGAGCCAUAUUGAAAAUUACGAAUUUGCUGAUUUGACUGAUAAAGAAAACCCAAACUUUAGAUAUUCUAUUUAG